Messenger RNA from Lepus europaeus (European hare), 3223 nucleotides. Its product is annotated as UDP-glucuronosyltransferase 2B14-like. The transcript has 4 exons. The coding region runs from base 1353 to 2504 and encodes 383 amino acids. NCBI's taxonomy places the organism in Eukaryota, Metazoa, Chordata, Mammalia, Lagomorpha, Leporidae. Gene Ontology annotation, molecular function: UDP-glycosyltransferase activity. The record is from RefSeq and is a predicted model, not a curated record.
GCCACUUGUUGUCUCUUUCUUUAGCUCUUCACGGUUAUAUCCAAGGGGAAAUGUAACAAAUAGUUAAAGUAUAACUUACACUGAUUUAAGUAAACACAUGAUAUGAACAACUAGAGCUUGUGGACCAGGAUGGCAGAUGAAAAAGCCAAGUUAUGUGUUGUGGAUAUGUGAGUGCUUCCAGUGUCUUUUAUGAUUAACUGAUUUUUAUAACUUGAAGACAAGGACCUACACAUGUAAGGCACCAGAGUUAGUACGACAUGUAUUAAGUAGUUGGAAGUAUCGGUCUGAAUAGGAUAAGCCAAAGAAGCAAAAGAUAUUACUGCAGCAGGAGGGAAAUCUUAUGAUAUAUUCCAUAAGAUCGUCUACACAUGCUGGACCCAGCUUUCUUAACCAAAAGGAAUUUUUCUCUCCUUUCAUUUUGUGUCUUACUAUUAUCAAGUGCUGUUCAGUUAAGUAAUGAAGAUUACUGAAGAGUAUUCAAGAUUACUAUGAAAAUACCUUUUGAUGUUAUAAUCAAAUAUUUUGAUGCAUUACAUAGUUUUUGGUAGAUAGCCAUUUAAGCCCACUCAGAAUUUCUGUUUCAUGUACUAUGAGGGAUGUGACCUAGCCACCAAGCUGAGUAUUUCCUUGAGGGAACCUGAUCCAACCCAAAAUGCAUUUUGUGCAACCAAACUUUCCAACCAUUUUUACCAGUUUUCCAAUUAUUCAUUCUGGGACUUUACAUUUCCAAAUCAAAAACUAAUUCCUGGGGUCAGCACUGCAGCGUAACAGGUAAAGCUGCCUCCUGUGGUGCCAACAUCCCAUAUGGGCGCCAGUUUGAAUCCCGGCUGCUCCACUUCCGAUCCAGCUCCCUGUUAUGGCCUGGGAUAGCAGUAGAGGAUGGCCCUAGUCCUUGGGCCCCUGCAUCCACUUGGGAGAUCUGGAAGAAGCUCCUGGUUUCUGGCUUCGGAUCCUUGAAGCUCUGGCUAUUGCAGCCAAUUGGGGAGUGAACCAGUAGAUGGAAAACCUUUCUCUGCCGAUCCUUGAAGCUCUGGCUAUUGCAGCCAAUUGGGGAGUGAACCAGUAGAUGGAAAACCUUUCUCUGCCUCUCCUUCACUCUCUGCUUUGCUCACCAUUUGAAUACCUCAGUCAGCAUUGUGUUAGUUCAAGCUGAACCUGAUUUAAAAUGAGCCAGGCCAAAGGCAGGAGCCUGUAUCUUCAUCUGGGUGCCCCGCAAUGGGGGCAGAGGCCCAAGAAUUCAAGAUAUCCUCUGCUGCUUUCCUGGGCUCAUUAGAAGGGAGCUGGAUGGGUGUGACGCAGCCAUCUGGGUUCCGAAAGAAGAUGCCGUCUGCUACAAUCACCAGUCGCUGGAGAUGGAGUGGACACAGGGGAGACAGUUAAUUCUAUGCCUUAUGGUCUGUAGCGGUCUGACUGCUAUUCAUGGAGUCUCCUUUGCAUCUGAUAACAUUUGGAUGCGCCUUGCCCGAAUUGCAGGUUCUGACAUUUGCCUUCAACAAGAUCUACAUGUGGGAACCAUUUUGGGUUCAUGCCUUCUGCCCGUCUGUCAUCCAGCAGAGGAACUCAAAAAUCUCACCUUCUUCGCUCUAUUCCCUAAUAAAAUCGUAACUUAUCAGGACUCGUAUAACUGGGGUACUCCGUCAUAUAAACUACCUGCAAAAGAGAUAGGGCUUUGGACUCCUCGAAUAGCUGUCACCGAGAAUGAUGCUUGUGCGGAGAUAAAAAACUGUACCUCAAAAUGUACAAACUUGGGUAAUGGUUCGCAUUGUAACAAAACCCUUUCGAUUUCCUAUGGGACAGGGCAUAUCCCUCUUCCUGAAGGAUGGUUUUUCUCUUGUGGUAAUUUCACUUUCAACUAUAUCCCUGCUAAUAUGUCUGAUGGCACCCAUUGUUGCCUUAGUCAAUUAACUGUUUUCCUUCCCUCUCCUGAUUUGCUAACCGCUAAUCAGGCUGUACGUAGUAAGAGACAUGCAUUGACGACCUUAGACGAGUCAUGUGAUGCAAGUAUCAAUUUGUUUUCCAAGGCGGAGGUUGACACACUGACUUUUUCUCUUGUAGGAGUCCCUGGCUUAGCUGUAGGUGCUUAUAAGACUGUAGUAAAAUUGGCCUGUGCUAUGGUAAAAAAUAUCAACAGCACCUCUAAGGCGCUAUCUCUGCUUAACGAUGAACAGCAGGUCCUGACACAGGGAAUUCUAGAUAAUAGGGCAGCCAUAGAUUAUCUUCUAUUACUUCAUUAUAAGAAAUGCAAUCAAGUAAAAAACAUGUGUUGUUUCAACCUUACCGAUAAUUCAUAUAGUAUUACUCUAGAAAUACAAAACCUACGUGAAUUGGCAGCACACUUCACUCGGGAUAAAGGCUCCGACCUCUUUGACUGGCUUACAUCUUGGUUGCCUGAUUUUUCUUGGCUUAAAGAAUUGUUCCUAGGAAUGGUAUUGUUACUAUUUGUUGUGAUUUUAUCUUGCAUUGUGGGAAAAUGUUUUGUGCACUGCCUUUCCAGGACAUGGUAGCCUCACUCUCUCUCUCUCCCUAAUUGCCUCGUUGACUGCUUGCUCCUACACUGUUCUUAGGGCGGACCGGUAGUCAACGACGGGUAAGCACUUGCAGGCUUCUCUAGCAACCCAAGACAGAGAACAGGACAUGCUUCCUGUAUCCUUGAUGACGGGUAAGCAGAGUAAGCGCUGCGGGGCACCUAAGACAGGCAGGAUUCCAUGCCAUUCAGCGUUUAACGCGAGGGACUUGUGGGGGAUGGACCCUCCCCCGCAGCCCUCUGGACAGUGUAGACACCAGUUACCAUAAAUACCAGGCCAUUCUUGUACAAACAAGAAGGGGGAGAUGUCGGGGCUAGUGGCCGGACCAACAUGAGAUGCAACAGGCUGAGGCUGUCCCUUAUCUAAUCCUGUUUCCUGUGCUUAUUGUUCUGAAGGCACAAGACUUUUCAUCCCACAUUCCUGCAGGCAGGAUGUGACUUCUGAUGAGGUGUAUGAUGUUCUUUGCUCUAUCAGCAGAGUUUGUACCCUGAUCUUUGCUACCUUGUAAACUUGUUUUGUUCCUGUGCUAUGCAUGAUUGUACACAAUGAAUGUUAUCUGUAUGGGGCCUGGGGUAUAUAUCCUUGUGUUUCUUGGUGCUCACUGCUGGAGACUGAAGAGUUUCCCCAGGGGGACUGCCUGCAGUCCCUCAUCGCUGGGCCCCCUACUUUGGCCUGGAACGCGAUGAGGCAAUAAACGU